AUGGCAGAGGAGAUCAGCUCUUCUCCUCAGGAGAAGAGUGUGCCAACGGUUGCUAGAGUUGAGGAUAGCGACCGUUCAGAUGCCCUUUCCAUCAACGAGAUCGCUUUGGGAGACGAUCUCCCACCGGGUUACUACACGAGCCUUCCCUUCAUCGGGACUAUCCUCGGUCUUACCCUUGGGGUGAUCUCGUCGUACAUCAUCUUCGUCAUGACGACCAACGUUUUGUCGUUUACGAAUAUGGACAUCGGCCCGAGUGCGAACAUCUCGUGGGUCAACAUUUCGCGGACCCUGGGCCAGUCGUUGGUGUACCUCAUUCAGGGCCGGCUGUCGGACCUGUUCGGGCGCCGCUGGUUCUUCAUCGGCGGCAACCUGUUGGCCCUGGUCGGCAGCGCCAUCGCCGCGGGGGCGCCCAACGUCAACACGCUCAUCGGCGGCAACCUUCUCUACGGCAUGGGCGAGUGCAUCCAGGUCAGCUUCGGCGUCGCCAUCGGGGAGCUCGUGCCCAACAAGUACCGCCCCGUCGUCAUCUCCUUGAUCUUCCUCGCCGCGGCCCCCUUCUCGGCCUUCGGCCCCACCAUCGCCAGGAGGUUCAUCGCCAUCGGCAUGGGCUGGAGGUGGUGCUACAUCCUCGGCAUAAUCCUAAUCGCCCUCGCCGCUAUACUGCUCUUCUUCUUCUAUCACCCGCCGAACUUUGACAUGCUGCACGAGAAGAAGUCCAAGAAGCAGCAGAUGAGCGAGCUCGAUUACGUUGGGAUGGUCCUCUGGACAUCCGGUCUUACUCUGUUCUUGCUUGGCCUGAGCUGGGGUGGUGGCCUCUAUCCAUGGCGCUCUCCCAAUGUUAUAGCGACCAUAAUCAUAGGCUUUGUCGUCAUCGUCGUCUUCGUAUUCUGGGAAUGCUACGCCGACCUGAAAUACCCGGUGAUGCCCAUGUCCUACUUCCGCAACCGCGGCUUCGUCAGCCUGGUCAUGUGUGCCACCGUCGCUUCCAUGUUCUACUACUCGGCCGUUCUGCUUUGGCCCCAACAAGUGGCCGCCAUGUACACAACCAACGUCUCAUACGCAGGCUGGCUAUCCUGCACCGUAUCGGCGUCGACCAACCUGGGGCAGGGCGUCGCCGGCGUCAUCAUCCGGUACGGCGGCAACUCUCGGUACCUGAUCAUCUUCGCAGCCUGCGCCAUGGUCGCCUUCGUCUCGGGGCUGGCGGCGCUGACGCCGUCGACUAAGGAGAUGGGCAUCGCCUUCACCAUCAUCGGCCCCUUCUGGGUCGGCUUCAUCGAGCUCGCGUGUCUCUCCCUGGCGCCCUUGUUCUGCAAGCCCGAGGACAUCGGCCUCGCCAACGGCCUGCUGGCCUCGAUCCGCGCCGCCGGCGGCGCCAUCGCCGUCGCAGUCUACACCACCAUCCUCACCAACCGCCUCACCACCACCCUGACGGCCGACGUCGGCGCCGCCGCCGUUGCCGCAGGCCUCCCCGCCGACCGCAUCCCCGAGCUGGUCGCCGCCGUCAAGGGGAGCUCCUGGGCAAAGCUGCCGGGCCUGACGUCCUCCAUCUCGGCCGCCAUCCAGGGCGCCAUCCCAAUGGCCUACUCGCAGGCGUUCAGAACCGUCUACCUCGCCAGUCUGGGCUUUGGCGGCGUUGCCAUCAUCGGGAGCCUGCUGACCAAGAACGCACAGGUGCAUCUGACAGACAAAGGUAAAGUUUCCCGCUUUUUGCUGCUUGGGCCCCCAAGCCUGAGACGGAGUUCUGGUUUGCUGACUUGGGAUUUAGUGGAGCGGCGCAUGCAUGGCAAGUCCAUCGGCGGAGAGUUGAAGAAGGGCAAGGAUGUCGAUGUCGAGGUAUGA
This is a messenger RNA of Phialemonium atrogriseum, 1839 nucleotides long. RefSeq names its product fungal trichothecene efflux pump. Gene Ontology annotation, cellular component: plasma membrane. The transcript is spliced from 5 exons. Bases 1 to 1839 code for a protein of 612 amino acids. Gene Ontology annotation, biological process: transmembrane transport. Gene Ontology annotation, molecular function: transmembrane transporter activity. NCBI's taxonomy places the organism in Eukaryota, Fungi, Ascomycota, Sordariomycetes, Cephalothecales, Cephalothecaceae. The record is from RefSeq and is a predicted model, not a curated record.